AUGAAACAUAAGAAAUCAAACAAUGACGUCAUGCUUACUGAAUCCCCUAAAAGAAGACAUAUAACAAUGUAUUUAUUAACGGGUGACAGUUCGCCAUUUUACAGAAGUCAAUAUAGAGUCACGUGGAAAAUAUCGGAUUAUUGUCACGAAAUUGGUAAAUUCAAAAUAAAAAUUGUCGGUAGUAAAGGUUCGACGGAAUUAUUAAACAUGGGUAACAGAGUUCAAUAUUACGAUUCAGGUUCGGAACAUCGAAAGGUUGUCGGUGGUUCAAACGUUGGAAAUUUACAAUCCGUUUUUUUAGAAUGGUCUAACGAAGUUGAAAUAUUCAAUCCGUUAACGUGGAGAAUUCACGAAACUACGAUAUCAAUAAGUUCGAUAAGAAUCGAUAGUUUAGAAACAGGAGAAAGCAUAACGAUGUGCGAACCUGAUAACGUUAUAUUAAAUGCCAAAAAUCCGGUACAGUUAAAAAUGUGCAUGCAAAAAUAA
Molecule: messenger RNA, 486 nt
Organism: Pediculus humanus corporis (human body louse)
Lineage: Eukaryota; Metazoa; Arthropoda; Insecta; Psocodea; Pediculidae
Exons: 4
Coding region: 1-486 (161 amino acids)
Molecular function (GO): protein binding
Source: RefSeq, a predicted model, not a curated record